AACCAGCACUUAAGAAUUGUCUAUUGGCAAUUCAAAACGCAAAGUUCAAAAAAGAUACUCUCUUGAAAACUCCCUUCUUGUUUACCAACCCAAUUAAGAAUUUCAAUAUAUUCCGUCCUAGCUCUGAAGAUGCUACUUCCCUAUGGACUAUCACUGGUCCAUCAAAGACUCUAUUCUUGAAGGUCUUGGCUGGUGAGUACAUAUCUCAUCCUCCGUUAUCAAGAAGUUACCCAUUGUUAACUGACACUUCCCAAUUGAAGUUCCUCAACUUUAGAGAUAAUUCCGGUUUAGACAAGGUACAUAUGUCUGCGAGAUAUGAGACUUAUUCGUACCGGGGAGAAAUGGAUUGGAGCGAUGAUGUCAACUCAGUGGUGAAUUACGUUACCGGAUUAAACAAUUUUAACAACAAGGACAAGGAAGUCAAUGAGGAAUACGUGGAUGUUUUGUUGGACUUGUUCAAUUUAAAGCAUUUACGUUCCAAAUGGAUCAACACAUUGAGUAACGGACAAUUACGUCGUGCAAGAAUCGCUAAAUCCCUUAUUGAAAAGCCAAGCUUGUUAAUCAUUGAUGAUCCAUUUUUAGGUUUGGAUCCAACAAAUACGUUAUCUGUCAGUGAAGCAUUGAAUAAUGUGAGUAAGACCUUGGAUAUUAGUAUUGUGCUCGGAUUGAGAGUUCAGGAUGAUAUUCCUUCUUGGAUCAACAGUUUGGGGUAUGUUGACGACACUGGGUUGAAAGUAGGUGGGUUAAUCCUGGAGGUCGCUGACGAAUAUCACAAACACGCGGGACAAUUAGAGAAUAUUCAUCAUGAGCAUGAAAAGUUCCAUACGCUCAAAAAACCACAGUUGGAACCAAUUACCAGCAAAGAUUUGCAGGAGCCGAUUCAUAUUGAAUUUAACAAUGCCGCUGUAUCCUACAAGGGAUUAGUCAUUUUGAAAGACUUUAACUGGAAGAUUCCUCAGGGAAGCAAAUGGAGAAUUCUCGGUAACAAUGGAACAGGAAAGACUACCAUCCUUUCAUUGAUCACAGGUGACCAUCCUCAAUCGUGGAAAUCUGUAAUCAAAGUCAAUGGCCAGUUAAGAAAAACUGGCUGUGGUGUUGGGUUCUUUGAUGUUAACAACCACAUUGGUAUCUCGUCACCUGAAUUACAUGCCUUGGUUCCACAGCAUAGCCAGAGUAUGUUGGAUGUGAUUUACAAUGGACUUGCUAAGGACGUUGGUAACUCCAACUUUUUAUAUAGGGGCAAGCCCGAGAGUAUCCCUGAGGAAUCCAAGAAAUACCUCGCACAAUUCCAAGAUAGAUUAGAAAAAUUCGGUAACACCAAGUUCAUUGAUCUUAGUAUGACUGAUCAGAAACUUGCAUUAUUCUUACGAGCAAUCGUCAAACAACCAACGGUGCUAAUCCUCGAUGAAGCAUUUUCAUGUAUGGAAGAUGAAGAAGUCAUGAUGAAAUGCCAUGAUAUUAUAGAAAACGACUUGCCAGAAACAACUACUGUAUUAUCUAUUGGACACUUGGAUUGGGAAGUACCUAAAUGUGACUACAUGAUCAAACUCCAUGGUGAUGACGCUAGAACCUACUCUUUGUAUAAAUAUGUAUAGGAUGCAAACGCCGAGUCGUGUGUGAACCCAUAAAAUAAAAAAAUUGCAACCGAUAAUAAAAAUAUGCCGCGGU
Spathaspora passalidarum NRRL Y-27907 is the source of this 1668-nucleotide messenger RNA. It is a transcript of the gene MODF, whose product is annotated as Modfp. Gene Ontology annotation, cellular component: mitochondrion. Lineage: Eukaryota; Fungi; Ascomycota; Pichiomycetes; Serinales; Debaryomycetaceae. Gene Ontology annotation, molecular function: ATP hydrolysis activity; ATP binding. The record is from RefSeq and is a predicted model, not a curated record. The coding region runs from base 303 to 1595 and encodes 430 amino acids. The transcript has 2 exons.